Molecule: messenger RNA, 270 nt
Organism: Chaetomium fimeti
Lineage: Eukaryota; Fungi; Ascomycota; Sordariomycetes; Sordariales; Chaetomiaceae
Exons: 2
Coding region: 1-270 (89 amino acids)
Cellular component (GO): mitochondrion; MICOS complex; mitochondrial inner membrane
Source: RefSeq, a predicted model, not a curated record
AUGGCCGAUACCGCCCCUUCUACGCCCUCCCGCGCUGUGUCGCGCCCCGUCAGCGAGGCUCUUCUGAACGAGAAGUGGGACCGCUGCCUCUCCAACCUCAUAAUCAAGUCCUCUCUCGGCCUCGGUUUCGGCGUCGUUUUCUCCGUUCUCAUUUUCAAGCGGAGAGCGUGGCCCGCGUUUGUCGGUGUUGGUUUCGGCGCGGGGCGGGCGUACGAGGAGUGCAACUACAGCCUGAAGGCGGCGGCACGGGACAUCAGGAAGCAGGCAUGA